Molecule: messenger RNA, 2934 nt
Organism: Neltuma alba
Lineage: Eukaryota; Viridiplantae; Streptophyta; Magnoliopsida; Fabales; Fabaceae
Product: sucrose synthase 7-like
Exons: 15
Coding region: 61-2808 (915 amino acids)
Biological process (GO): sucrose metabolic process
Molecular function (GO): sucrose synthase activity
Source: RefSeq, a predicted model, not a curated record
UUCUCUUCAUCUUGUCUUUCUCCUUAUUAUACCUCAUUGCUUCUUCUUCUUCCUCUGAAAAUGGCCUCAACAGCCAACUCUGCGUUGAAGAGAUCUGAUUCAAUUGCAGAUAGCAUGCCUGAUGCUUUGAGGCAGAGUCGAUACCACAUGAAGACCUGCUUUGCCAGGUUUCUUGGAAGUGGGAAAAGGAUGAUGAAAAGGAAACACAUAAUGGAGGACAUGGAGAUAUCAAUUGAAGAUGUAACUGAGAGGAACAAGCUCUUACAUGGCUUAUUUGGUUUCAUCCUCAGUACCACUCAGGAGGCAGCUGUUGUUCCACCCUAUGUUGCUUUUGCUGUUAGACCUAAUCCUGGCUACUGGGAAUUCGUCAAAGUGAAUGGAGAUGACUUGCAAGUAGAUGCCCUUCAAAUUUCAGAAUACUUGAAGUUCAAGGAAAUGGUGUUUGAUGAGAAAUGGGCAACCGAUGAGAAUUCCUUGGAAAUAGAUUUUGAGGCUAUUGACUUCUCUACUCCUCGCAUGGCUCUUUCUUCUUCCAUUGGAAAAGGUUUGGAUUUCACUACAAAGUUCUUGAGCUCAAAGCUGAGUGAGAGCACAGAAAGUUCAAAAUUGCUUGAUUACUUGUUAGCCCUAAACCAUCAUGGAGAGAAUCUUAUGAUCAAUGACACUUUGAAUACCGUAGACAAGCUUCAGAUUGCAUUGAAGGUUGCUGGUGUUUAUCUGUCUGCACUCCCCAAAGACACUCCAUACCAGAAUUUUGAGGCCAGGUUGAAGGAAUGGGGAUUCGUAAGAGGAUGGGGAGAUACUGCAAAAAGGGUUAAUGAGACAAUGAAAAUGCUUUCCGAGGUACUGGAAGCUCCGGACUACGAGAAACUGCAAUCAUUUUUCAGCAGACUGCCAAACAUGUUCAACAUAGUCAUUUUCUCAGUUCACGGAUAUUUUGGCCAAGCUGAUGUCCUUGGACUUCCAGACACAGGAGGCCAAGUGGUUUAUAUACUUGAUCAAGUAAAGGCCUUUGAGGAAGAGUUACUCAAUAAAAUAAAGCUGCAAGGCCUUAGUGUGAAGCCUCAGAUUCUUGUGGUUACACGCCUUAUACCGGAUGCACGAGGGACUAAGUGCAACCAAGAAUUGGAACCUAUUGCCAACACCAAGUAUUCUCAGAUUCUUAGGGUUCCUUUUUGGACAGAGAAAGGGAUUCUUCGUCAAUGGGUUUCUCGUUUUGAUAUCUACCCUUACCUAGAGAGAUUUGCUCAGGAUGCUACUGAAAAGGUUAUAGAUAUUUUGGAAGGGAAGCCUGAUCUCAUCAUUGGAAAUUAUACUGAUGGAAACUUGGUUUCAUCUUUAAUGGCUACUAAACUUGGAGUCACUCAGGCAACUAUAGCUCAUGCUUUGGAGAAGACGAAAUAUGAGGAUUCAGAUGCCAAAUGGAAGCAGUUUGAUGCAAAGUAUCAUUUCUCAUGUCAGUUCACCGCUGAUAUGAUCUCUAUGAAUGCUGCUGAUUUCAUCAUAACAAGCACUUAUCAAGAAAUUGCUGGAAGUAAGGAUAAGCCUGGACAGUAUGAAAGCCACACUGCAUUUACCAUGCCUGGCCUUUCUCGAGUAGUCUCUGGCAUCAGUGUUUUCGAUCCAAAGUUCAAUAUUGCUGCACCAGGAGCUGAUCAAUCUGUCUACUUCCCUUACACUGAAAAACAAAAGCGAUUAACCUCAUUGUAUCCUGCCAUUGAGGAGCUACUUUACAGCAAGCAAAACAAUGAAGAACACACAGGGUUUUUGGAAGACAGGAAGAAGCCAAUCAUUUUCUCAAUGGCCAGGCUAGAUACAGUGAAAAACCUCACUGGCUUAGUUGAGUGGUAUGGGAAGAACAAGAAGCUCAGGAAUUUGGUAAAUCUUGUGGUUGUUGGAGGAUUCUUCAACCCAUCCAAAUCCAAAGACAGAGAAGAAAUGGCAGAGAUCAGGAAGAUGCAUUCCUUGAUGGAGAAAUACCAACUCAAAGGUCAGUUCAGGUGGAUAGCGGCACAAACCGAUCGCCAUCGCAAUGGAGAGCUCUACCGAUGCAUUGCAGAUACAAAGGGAGCUUUUGUGCAACCAGCAUUGUAUGAAGCCUUUGGACUCACAGUUAUUGAAGCAAUGAACUGUGGAUUGCCCACUUUUGCAACAAAUCAAGGAGGCCCUGCAGAAAUUAUUGUUGAUGGAAUCUCUGGUUUUCAUAUUAACCCAUUCGAUGGAGAUGAAUCAAGCAACAAGAUUGCUGACUUCUUUGAGAGAUGCCAGAAUGAUUCUAAUUAUUGGGACAACAUGUCAAUGGCUGGUCUUCAACGUAUCAAUGAAUGCUACACAUGGAAGAUUUAUGCUAAGAAAGUGUUGGACAUGGGAUCAGUUUAUGGGUUUUGGAGAGGGUUGAACAAGAAACAGAAGUUAGCGAAGGAAAGAUACAUCCACAUGCUGCAUAGUCUCCAAUUCAGGAACUUGGCAAGAAAUAUUCCUGUCCCUGUUGAAGAGCCUGUAGAAGCUAUACUAACGGGGAAAACUUCAAUCCAAAAGCCAACAAAACCGGUAUCACGACCCAGAACACCAUUUGAACCGCCUCAAAAACAAACACCAGCAUUACCUCCAACUGUUGCAUCUCAGCUUGCUCCAAGGGAUGCUGGUUUAGAUCAGAGAUUGGUUGAGUCUGAGGAAAGUGGAGGUGCAGGCUAUGGAUAUCGUUGGUGGGUGUUUCUACUUGCUGUCUUGCUCACCAUUGCUUACUUCCUUAAGAACAUGGACAUCUUAUUCAUAUGGAAAGAGAGAUCAGAGAGCCAGAGGGAAUGAACAUUGCUGUAUAUAUACUUUUAUUUAUCAUAUAGAAAAAAAGAAUAAUUAUUUGUUAUCCUGAAAGAUAGUCAUAUUGUAUAUUAUUUCAGUGGUAAAUAAGAAAUUCACUGUCUAGGUUGAACA